AUGGCUCUCAUGCUCAGUUUGGUUCUGAGUCUCCUCAAGCUGGGAUCAGGACAGUGGCAGGUGUUUGGGCCAGACAAGGCUGUCCAGGCUUUGGUUGGGGAGGACGCUGCGUUCUCCUGUUUCCUGUCUCCUAAGACCAAUGCAGAGGCCAUGGAAGUGAGGUUCUUCAGGGGCCAGCUCUUUAGCGUGGUCCACCUCUACAGGGACGGGAAGGACCAGCCAUUUAUGCAGAUGCCACAGUAUCAAGGCAGGACAAAAUUGGUGAAGGAUUCUAUUGCAGAGGGGCGCCUCUCUCUGAGGCUGGAAAACAUUACUGCAUUGGAUGCUGGCCUCUACGGGUGCUGGAUUGGCUCCCAGUCUUCUUACUACCAGGAGGCCACCUGGGAGCUGCAGGUGUCAGCACUGGGCUCAGUUCCUCUCAUUUCCAUCGUGGGAUAUGUUGACAGAGGCAUCCAGCUACUGUGUCGGUCCUCGGGCUGGUUCCCCCGGCCCAUCGCGAAGUGGAAAGGUCCACAAGGACAGGAUUUGUCCGCAGACUCCAGAACAAACACGAACAUGCGUGGCCUGUUUGAUGUGGAGAUCUCCCUGACCGUCCAAGAGAACGCUGGGAGCAUAUCCUGUUCCAUGCAGCAUGCUCAUCUGAGCCAAGAGGUGGAAUCCAGGGUACAGAUAGGAGAUACCUUUUUCCAGCCUAUAUCAUGGCACCUGGCUACCAAAGUACUGGGAAUACUCUGCUGUGGCCUAUUUUUUGGCAUUGUUGGACUGAAGAUUUUCUUCUCCAAAUUCCAGGGUAAGUGAGAGAGAGAAGCAUGGGCCGGCGACUUAUUCAUGGUUCCAGCAGGGACAGGAUCAGAGAUGCUCCCGCAUCCAGCUGCUUCUCUUCCUCUAGUCCUAGCCUCCAGGGGCCCAGGCCCAAAAAAGGAAAAUCCAGGCAGAACUGGACUUGGGGAAGAUACACAAACAAGCAGAAUUGAGAGAUGCCCAGAAACACGCAGUGGCGGUGACUCUGGACCCAGAGAUGGCUCACCCACAGCUCUGCGUUUCUGA
Messenger RNA from Rhinopithecus roxellana (golden snub-nosed monkey), 1047 nucleotides. RefSeq names its product butyrophilin-like protein 8. Gene Ontology annotation, molecular function: signaling receptor binding. Gene Ontology annotation, biological process: regulation of cytokine production; T cell receptor signaling pathway. Gene Ontology annotation, cellular component: external side of plasma membrane. The record is from RefSeq and is a predicted model, not a curated record. Lineage: Eukaryota; Metazoa; Chordata; Mammalia; Primates; Cercopithecidae.